GGGGUGUGGCUGUGAACCAAGUUUCACUCUUAUUAGGCAUGAGCAACUUGAUCACCACAGAUACAAGUUGAACCACCUGUUCAGGUCUGAUUGAGAGAGAAAAUGUACACUGGGGGAAACACGAGUGACGAUGUGGAAUAUAUGGACACUUCAGAUACACCAUGGUGCUGGUACUACCUGGCCGACUGUGGAAGGUGGCACAGGUUUGAGGGUGACACAGGCAACCUUGCCAUCAGCCAGUACAUGGAGAGGUGCUACCAAACAGACUCAAACGGGGUUUUAAAGAUGGCGACAGACACUGGUGGCCAACAGAUAGAUUUGGCAGCAAUGUUACAGACUGACCUUACAACAGGGAGACAAAGAAGAAUCAAACGGUCCUACCUAUUUGAAACAAGGUGCAGCUGCUUUAUUUCUGUCCCUGUGUUUUGGGAAAUGGUUGAUCCCACGCUGCCAUAUCAGUUAAUCCGCCUGAAUGAACUCACCCCUGAAUAUCAAACGGUGGCAGAUUAUGUGAAGAAGGAUGGGCUGUUGAACCAGAACAUCAUCUCAAUCAGCAGGAUACAAAACAUAGACCUGUGGGAGAUGUUUUGUAGGAAGAAGCAGCAGUUCAUGAGGAUUAAAGGUGUCAAGGAAAUUAAAGAAGGAAGGCUGUUUCAUGGAACCGACAAGAGCAACGUGGACAGUAUUUGCACAUACAACUUUGACCUUGGAUUAGCGGGCAGAGGUGCCCACCUAUUUGGAAAAGGGAUAUAUUUUGCAAAAUAUGCUGCAUAUGCAGACAAGUACAGUCGAGGAAACACUGCUGCAUUGCCACUGUACGGCGGAGCCCCCCAAGGUGUACAAGGCCGGCUAAGCAAAGUAAUAUUUUUGGCCCGGGUGAUUAUUGGACGGUCAAAGUUUGGGAAAAGUGAUUUUCAGAAACCUGAUCAUGGCCGUUCAGCAAAUGAUCAUGACAGUUGUGUGGAUGAUAUCAUGAACCCUAAAAUCUUUGUCAUUUUUAACCCUAAUCAAAUAUAUCCUGAAUAUUUGAUUGAGUACUCUUGAACCCAAGAAAGGAUUUGUAGCAAGAGCGACAUCAACGUAUUUACACUGAAACAUCUGAAUGCACUAUUUCAUCAUGAUACUGGAUGGAUGUUGUAUCUAUAACGUGGGGGACCAUGGAGA
This is a messenger RNA of Myripristis murdjan (pinecone soldierfish), 1164 nucleotides long. It is a transcript of the gene parp11, whose product is annotated as poly(ADP-ribose) polymerase family member 11. Gene Ontology annotation, cellular component: nucleus. The transcript has 8 exons. Gene Ontology annotation, molecular function: NAD+ poly-ADP-ribosyltransferase activity. The coding region runs from base 103 to 1044 and encodes 313 amino acids. The record is from RefSeq and is a predicted model, not a curated record. NCBI's taxonomy places the organism in Eukaryota, Metazoa, Chordata, Actinopteri, Holocentriformes, Holocentridae.